Messenger RNA from Oncorhynchus keta (chum salmon), 1613 nucleotides. RefSeq names its product protein phosphatase 1 regulatory subunit 1A-like. The transcript is spliced from 8 exons. NCBI's taxonomy places the organism in Eukaryota, Metazoa, Chordata, Actinopteri, Salmoniformes, Salmonidae. Gene Ontology annotation, biological process: intracellular signal transduction. Gene Ontology annotation, cellular component: cytoplasm. The record is from RefSeq and is a predicted model, not a curated record. Bases 431 to 1123 code for a protein of 230 amino acids. Gene Ontology annotation, molecular function: protein phosphatase inhibitor activity.
GAGAGAGAGAGAGAGAGAGAGAGAGAGAGAGAGAGAGAGAGAGAGAGAGAGAGAGAGAGAGAGAGAGCACAGUAUGCCCUUGCCUCCCUCCUUCCUCUCUAUUAUAAAACUGAAAGGAGCCUGAAAAGAGGAACAGUAGAGCUGGAAAACAAAGAAAGACACUGAAAGAGUACGGCAUAGAAAGGACAGGGAGAGAGAGACGGGGUAAAAUAACAGGACGUGCGUGAAGAGAGAGAAAGCGAGACAGACAGAGCUCAGUGCAGCAGCAUCACCACUUCCACUACCACUCUUCCAUAGCUACCUUUACUCCCUCCCUCCCUCCCUCCUCCUUUCUGUACUCCAUCUCCCCUGGUUCUCCCUCCUCCUCUCUGUACUCUGUGUCCCCUGGUUCUCCUCUUCUCUGUCUACUACUAUUACCGACAGCAGGACCAUGGAUACAGGAAGCCCCAGGAAGAUCCAGUUCACCAUGCCUCUCCUGGACUCACACCUGGACCCAGAGGCUGCUGAACAGAUCAGAAGACGGCGGCCCACACCUGCUACUCUGGUAGCAUCCAGUGACCAGUCUUCUCCAGAAAUAGAUGAAGACCGUCUUCCAAACCAGUUAUACAAGGCAGCCUUGAUGAACUCUCCCAGGCAGAGGAGGAAGGGAGCAAGAGCCACGCCCACUAUGAAAGAGUUACAGUUCAUGGUCGACCACCACCUGUAUCAACAGCAGCAGCAGCAGCAGCAGGGUGGAGGUGAUGAGUGUUCCUCAGAGAGCUGUCUGUCCGACAGACCCAGCCCGGACGCUCUGCCCAACGGGGAGGAGGAGGAGGAGCUGGAGCUACCGGAGGACGAGGAGGCCUGGGGAACCGAGGACAAGGUCACUGCAGAGGCCCUCGAGAAGCCGCGCUGCCAGAUGGAGGCAGAGUUUUCGCGGAACAGUCUAUCAGAAGCUACUGGGGGACAUGAGUGCCCCCUCUCCGAGGAGGAAGUGGGAUGCUCCGCCGUUCCCAUGGCAGCAACAUCAUCGUCACAACAACAACACGCACUAGCAGCUGCAGACACAACAGCUGCGUCCACAGCGAGUCCACUGGCAGAGAAGAACACGAAGACACCCAACCAGGCCAAACAAGACAAGUAGAACCGUAGAACCGUCUCCACAGCAACCUGGCACGCAUCCCAAGUGGCACCCUAUUCCCUAGCUAUGAAGUGUACUCCUUUUGAUCAGAGUAGUGCACUAUAUAGGGAAUAGGGUGCCACUUGGAACGCAAACCUGACGUUCAAUAAGUAACUUAGACAGACAGAUGACAGACAAUGACUGACCAUCCUUUUGACAGACAGACAGAUGACAGACAAUGACUGACCAUCCUUUUGACAGACAGACAGAUGACAGACAAUGACUGACCAUCCUUUUGACAGACAGACAGAUGACAGACAAUGACUGACCAUCCUUUUGACAGACAGACAGAUGACAGACAAUGACUGACCAUCCUUUUGACAGACAGACAGAUGACAGACAAUGACUGACCAUCCUCAAUGACAGACAAUGACUGACCAUCCUUUUGACAGACAGACAGAUGACAGACAAUGACUGACCAUCCUUUUGACAGACAGACAGAUGACAGACAAUG